GGCUGAGGGCGCUGUCAGCACUGUGUUUUGAAGCUUGUAGUCAGAUUAAAUAAGAGAAUAAGAGAACCGUGGCAGUUAAAAGAGGGGCCAAGAUAGCAGGAAGGACUCACUUUAAGCCUUGAGAAUUGCUGUCAUGACGCUCGCUGAGAUUAUCUUCAUUUUUACCGGGACUUGUGCUGUCCUGGUUUUUGGAGGGAAAUUAGUAUGCCUGUUUAUGAUGCUUGUCCCGAAGCUCUUCUGUCCUCUUCCUAAGUCUUUUUUCACCACACUAGGGAAAUGGGCAGUGGUCACUGGAGGGUCAGAUGGAAUAGGAAGAGCAUAUGCAGAAGAGCUUUCCAAACUAGGUAUGAGUGUGAUAAUCAUCAGCAGAAAUCAAGAGAAACUUGCCAGAGCAGCAAGGAAGAUCGAGCUCACUACAGGACAGGAAGUCAAAGUAAUAGCUGCUGACUUCACCAAAGAUGACAUAUAUGGACACAUUAAUGAAAACAUCAAGGGUUUGGAUAUUGGAAUUUUAGUGAACAAUGUCGGGAUUCUGCCCAGCCAAAUACCCUGCAAGCUACUUGAAACCUCUGACUUAGAAGAAAGAAUACAUGAUGUUAUCAACUGCAAUGUAAAAGCCAUGGUUAAGAUGUGCAGAAUUGUGCUACCAGAGAUGCAGCAAAGAGGAAGAGGAGUGAUUCUGAAUGUGUCCUCUGGCAUAGCCAAAAUACCCUGCCCCAUUUACACCCUGUAUGCCGCAUCCAAGGUUUUUGUUGAGAGAUUUUCACAGGGUCUUCAAGCAGAAUAUAAAUUCAAAGGAAUUAUUAUUCAGACGGUGGCUCCAUUUGGGGUGUCAACAGCAAUGACAGGACAUCAGAAGCCAGAUAUGGUCACAUUCACACCUGAGGAGUUUGCAAGGAGCUCACUGAAGUAUCUAAAACUAGGAGACCAAACAUAUGGCAGUGUCACUCAUACCAUACUGGGCGGGAUUGUGCAGUCCAUUCCCACCUGGGUCCUGCAGAGCAAAGCGUUUCAGCAUCAUUUCAGGGAAUAUGUGAAGGAGAAAGUCGGAAGCUGAGAGUUGUCCCUCUCUUAGUGUGUGUGUGUGUGUGUGUGUGUGUGUGGUAUUGAACAUUUGAUACUUUAAAAGCACAAUUGUUGUGUUUGUUUGCACUAAUUAUGACAAUGCUGCAUGUCAAAAAUCUAAGGCUGGGAAAGAAAUGGAGAGGACUAAAAACUGGCAGGCCUUUGUUUGCCCAUGGUCCUUCAAAAUAUAUGCCAUAUCAGUGUCAAUAAUGGAACAUAUUAUCAUUAUUAAUCAUAAUCAUGUCAGUAGACAGGAGAUAGCUGCUGUGCUGACCUUGAUAACAUUAACAGAAGGUCAAUCUCAGAAAGGCCAAAUGACAGAGUAAAAGAUGUGGCCUUGUUAUUUUCUAUCUAUAUUUUGCGAUCAGAAAAUGUUCUUAUUUUUAGAGCAUUUUAUAAAUAACAUUAAUAGCCCCAAAACACUUAAACAGAUAUUUGGCGCCACAUACUGGUUAAAUGCACUUUGACAUGAUGAUCUUUAAAGCUUGAAGGUAAUGUAAUUGUUUGAUAUUGUUGUCAUUAUAUCCCAUUAUAUCAAUUAAUCACUGUAUCAAUAGCAAAAUUACAUAAUGAAAACACUGAUAUGUAAACAGCACCUAAAGAACACGCACAAUUUGUAUUUAUUUAUUUUAAUAUAGCCUACAUUUACAUAUCUAAACAUAUUACAACAGUCUUUUAAAAUAACACCAGAAUCACAUCAGUAAUUACUGUAUAUCUAACUUACCUUUUUUUUAAGCUCUGUUUUAAAGAGCUACUAGUUGUGUUUUGACGUUCAGCCAGCAGAGGGCAGGUUUUUGAUUCUGCAGCAUUACAGAACCUGAAGCACAUCACUUUUGGUGGAGUGAUUGAGUGAUUGAUCUCUGUGUGGACAAGGUUCAUGUCUUGAAGAUGUUGAGAAGGUAAAGGACACAAACAAGUGCAGUCUGAUGGGGGAUUUCCGUCGCAGAUGUAGUAUUUUAAUAAAGUUGUUCACCCUUGAGCGAGCUGUUCUGAUAAAAAUACAGCUGACAAGAUAACUAUCAGUUUUCACUUAUAUGAAAGGGGUUUGUGUUUUUACUACAGGGAAUUUCCACGGAUAAUUUAUAAUGCUACUUGUAACAGAAAAGACAUUUAUGUGGAAUAAAGCUAAGGCAAUAA
Molecule: messenger RNA, 2202 nt
Organism: Carassius auratus (goldfish)
Lineage: Eukaryota; Metazoa; Chordata; Actinopteri; Cypriniformes; Cyprinidae
Product: testosterone 17-beta-dehydrogenase 3-like
Exons: 11
Coding region: 134-1057 (307 amino acids)
Cellular component (GO): endoplasmic reticulum
Molecular function (GO): testosterone dehydrogenase (NADP+) activity
Source: RefSeq, a predicted model, not a curated record